Messenger RNA from Anopheles cruzii, 1077 nucleotides. It is a transcript of the gene icln, whose product is annotated as methylosome subunit pICln. Lineage: Eukaryota; Metazoa; Arthropoda; Insecta; Diptera; Culicidae. The transcript has 3 exons. Gene Ontology annotation, biological process: mRNA cis splicing, via spliceosome. Gene Ontology annotation, cellular component: cytosol; spliceosomal complex. The record is from RefSeq and is a predicted model, not a curated record. Bases 160 to 726 code for a protein of 188 amino acids.
UCUAUUUUGAAACACAGAAAAGCAUUUUCAUCCUUGCAACUCUUCACUUUGGAUAGAAUCUGAACGACCGGAACGAUCUACCGGAAGCGCACGGGCAGCAAUAAACCGAAGCAGGUUAGGUUUUUCAACUGGGUUCUUAACGUGCUCGCAAAACGCACCAUGGUUACGAUCGGAGAGGCAUUUACGCCGGUCGAUGGAAUCCUCUAUUCCGCGUCGGAGGUAAUGCUUAAAAUCGGCAGCACCCUAAUUGAGGCGCCGGGUAUGUUGCAUCUAACGGAAAGUUCGUGUAUCUGGAGCUGCGCGGAGCGGAACAGCAGCAUCUCCAUUCCAUGGCCAAGGGUGGGAGUGCAAGCCAUUUCCUCCGCUCCGGUUCAAGGAAUCUACGUAAUGCUGGACAUAAAUCUCGUGUGGCCCGGAUUCUACCAGGGCCCUCCGGAGAACAACGGAAAUGCCCAUCUGGAAGAUGAGGAGGGCGAAAACGACGAAGGCCACGAAUCGGACGCCUCGGAGGCGGCAAUGACAGAGAUUUGGUUUUUGCCCAGCAGUAGUCAAAUCUUGGACGAAAUUUACGUUGCCAUGCGCGAAUGCCAGAGCCUGAAUCCGGGUUCGGACGUCAGCGAAGACGAGGAUUACAUGGAAGCCGAGGUGGAUGAUUUGCCGGAAGUUGGCGAAAUGCGAAACUUACAGUUGGACGAUGAUGAUAAAUUCGCGGACGCCGAAGAGUGAAUGAAUCGCGCAGCUGCUGAGAUGAUGUACAUUUUAAGUAAACUUAAGAAGUUAACGGAAGCGGAUAAGAACGAAGAAUUGAGGAGAGAAAAAGAAAGCGCGCGGCCGGAAAGCAUGGAAAGGAGAACGGGACGUCAGUCGGUAGGGGUCGCCAAAAAUUCCAAUGUAAUUCGAAAACCGGCCCUUCGCACCGCCAUUUGGAAUUACGCCACAACUCGUCUACACACGCAUUUAACUGCGCUCAGAGAUGCUCUGGAGCUCAUUAGGAGUACGAAUUUGCUAAAAGUGUUGGCCGCAAGUUGAACUAAAAUAACAAGAGAAAAUUAAAAUGGAAUGAAAUCGUAUUGGAAU